AUGACAGUUCUGGCCAUAUUUCCACCCAUUUACUGGUCACUUGCCGUUCUCUUUUUAUACUAUAUCUGGGACUUGGUUGUCACCAAACGAUUGAUCUGGGCGCAGAAGGAACAUCCUGUCGUGGGUAGCCCAUCCUGGUGGACACCACGAGCGAUUCUUAACUUGAUCUUCGCCACCAAAGCCUCACGUUUACUUGAGGAAGGAUAUCAAAAGUUCAAAAAUGGUACUUUCCAGCUUAUCCGGGCCAAUGGAAACAUUGUCAUCUUGCCAUUGUCGGCCUUGGAGGAACUUUCUCAACUGCCCCCUACUCUGGCCAGUCCAAAUGGGGCUCUGGAGCAUGAUCUGGUGGGAGAGUACUCUGGUGUGAACGUCAUUAGCCAAAGUCGCAUUCACCACACGAUAGUUCAGCGCAAAUUAACCCCGCGACUACCUUUGCUCACGCCAGCAUUGCAGGAUGAGCUUGAAAUUGCCAUCACAGACACUUUUCCCGCAUCGAGCCGGAAUCAAAUUGAGGACUGGACAGAGAUCAAACCAUUUCACUUGAUGGGCCAGCUGGUGGCACGUCUCUCUGCGCGCGCGCUUGUUGGGUCAGAGUUCUGUCGUGAUCCAGUCUGGCUAGACAUAUCACUCUCGUUUACACAAUGCCUAUUUACCACAGUCAUAGUCCUACGAACAUUUCCCACAUGGACCUACUCAGUCCUCAGCCGCUGCCUCCCCAGUUACUGGCGUGGUCGGGCCUACCUCCGCAAAGCUCAAACUGUGCUCGGCCCAGCAAUCCAAAACCUCCUUAAGCACCACGACGAGGGUACUUUCACCGCACAGCCCACUGACAGCGUGAUGGCCUGGAUGAUUGAAGGCGCCAAGGGCAUUGACCGUGACGCCGAGAUGCUCACCCGUAGCGAGGUUCUUCUCUCCCUCGCCUCCGUCCACACAAUUCUCAUCCGCCUCACAAACACACUGUACGACCUCGCCGCACACCCUACAUAUAUCGAGGAACUUUGUGCAGAAAUCCAAGACCAAAAAGAGAAAUGGACCACCGACCCCAUGGCCGCAUACUCAAACCUCCACAAACUCGACAGCGUCCUCCGCGAGUCUCAGCGCUUAGCACCAGGGACUACGCUGGGACUAAAGCGUUUGCUUCGUGAAUCAUACAGAUUCACCUCAAUAUCUCCACCCAUCACUGUCAAAAAAGGCACGAUCGUGGCAUUGCCAGUUAUGGCGAUUGAGAAUGACCCGGCUUAUAUCGAUGAGCCUGGACGGUAUGAUCCGCUACGCACGUAUCGGCGUGGGAUGGGACCGAGAACUACUAGCCAGUGGUCGAAUCAACACAGUUAUACCGCUAUCGAUAGGACUGUGUUGGGUUUUGGAUAUGGGAAGUCAGCGUGUCCGGGUCGUUUCUUUGCCAGUUUGGUGCUGAAGAUGGUAUUGGUUAAACUGUUGACGGAGUUUGACUUCAGAUUAGUGCCGGGGACGAGCCGACCAAGGAGCUAUGAGGUGCAUGAGUUUCUGUUUAUGGCACCGUGGGAGAAGUUGCAGAUUCGGAGGCGGUGCUAUACCAAAGCUUAA
This is a messenger RNA of Penicillium odoratum, 1566 nucleotides long. Its product is annotated as cytochrome P450. Lineage: Eukaryota; Fungi; Ascomycota; Eurotiomycetes; Eurotiales; Aspergillaceae. The record is from RefSeq and is a predicted model, not a curated record. The transcript is spliced from 3 exons. Gene Ontology annotation, molecular function: oxidoreductase activity, acting on paired donors, with incorporation or reduction of molecular oxygen; iron ion binding; monooxygenase activity. The coding region runs from base 1 to 1566 and encodes 521 amino acids.